Molecule: messenger RNA, 615 nt
Organism: Moesziomyces aphidis
Lineage: Eukaryota; Fungi; Basidiomycota; Ustilaginomycetes; Ustilaginales; Ustilaginaceae
Source: the annotation of a GenBank genome assembly
AUGUCAUACGAGAGACAGCAGAAUGAUGCCAUUCUCGGAGAUCUCUUUGCGGAUCCCACCUGCAGAUCCGAGUGGGACACGCAUAGUCCCCACGUCUGGUGGUUCAGCCAAGUGGGUAGCAUGUCCAAUUGCGGACCUCGUCGGCCAUCUCGACGACCAAGCACAGCGUUGUUUGGCAGCAACGGAGUUCGGAAAUCUCGACACUGUCCCUUGGCUCCACCAAGUGGCUUGGUCGACAAGGCAGUGUGGGGUCCGUCGGCGACUGUGGGGUAUUGGAGUCACAAGCGAGCUCGGCUGGAAAUCUUUGGCCAUUGGUGGAAAGGCGCUAAAAAGCGAGCCGACAUCAUCGCGCCUCGAAGGCGAAGAAGCUCGGUAGUGUCCUUGGUAUCGACACAGGUGGUCAAGAAGAUGACCGACACUGCGGAUCCCCUUAAAGCUGCUGACCGCAGAGAAGAGGAGGGAGGGAGAGAGAGCACAAGGGGGGGAAUUCCCGAUGUGAGGGGUCAAAUCGCCGAUCGCUGCUCGGCCGGGCCGAUGGACGGCGAUUUGGUCGGCACGGAAGAACCGUCAUCGCUGUGCGACGCUUCGACGCGGAAAAGAAGGAAGGGGGUUUAG